AUGUGCGCACGCGCUGGUGACGCGCCCGAAGCCAGACUGCGCGCAGGCGCCACGAGGCGGAGGGGCGGGACUUGCCCUCCUGAGCAGGCUGGGCUGGCGAGACAAAAGGGAGGGACCCGGGCAGCCCCGCCCCCGAACCCCGCCCCAAGCGGCCCGCCAGGAGUGUCAGGCUUGCUAUCCGGGGUGGUCUCAGGCGCCGGCGCCAUGUACCCCGCGAGCCCUCCGACCGGACCGGCCCUACACCCCGUCCCUCAUCGCGCUCGUCUUCCCCCGCCCCGGCGCCUUGCUGAGCAGCGGCGAUCGCCAGCGCCUGGCCCGGGUUCCACCGAGCGCCCACCGCCCCCGGCGCCUACGCCGCGGCCCCGCGUGGCCGUGAAGAUGACUUUCCGCAAGGCCUACUCCAUCAAAGACAAGCUGCAAGCCAUCGAGCGCGUCAAGGGCGGUGAGCGGCAGGCCAGCGUGUGCCGAGACUUCGGCGUGCCAGGCGGCACGCUGCGCGGCUGGCUCAAGGACGAGCCCAAGCUGCGCUGGUUUCUGGACCAGCUUGGUGGCGAAGUGGGCACGCAGCGCAAGAAGAUGCGUCUGGCCAACGAGGAGGAGAUCGACCGCGCCGUCUACUCGUGGUUCCUCACGCUGCGCCAGCACGGCGUGCCGCUGUCGGGGCCGGUCAUCCAAGCGCAGGCUGAGGCCUUUGCUCGCCAGAUCUACGGCCCCGAGUGUACCUUCAAGGCUAGCCACGGCUGGUUCUGGCGCUGGCAGAAGCGCCACGGCAUCUCUAGCCAGCGCAUUUAUGGUGAGACUGAACCCCCGGUCGCAGGCCCCGCACCUGUCAAAGAGGAGCCGGCGCAGCCGCCGAGCGCCGGUCUGCUACCUGACCGCGAGCCGGCCACUUUAUCCCACUCCGAGGGAUGUUAUGGCGACGAGCAGAUCUACAACGCUAACGUUACUGGUCUCUAUUGGAGGUUACUUCCCGAGCAGGCUGCAACUCCAGGCGCAGGGGACUCCGGCGGGCCUGGUGGGUACAGCCAGCGCUGGCGCAGCGACCGAGUGACAGUACUGCUGGCCGCCAACCUGACGGGCAGCCACAAAUUGAAGCCUCUCGUCAUCGGGCAGCUGCCGGACCCACCUAGCCUGCGGCACCACAACCAGGACAAAUUCCCCGCCUCCUACCGAUACAGCCCCGAUGCCUGGCUCAGCCGUCCUCUUCUUCGGGGCUGGUUCUUUGAGGAAUUCGUCCCUGGUGUCAAGCGCUACCUGCGCCGAAGCUGCCUCCAACAGAAGGCCGUGCUGCUGGUGGCCCAUCCACCCUGUCCAAGCUGGGCCACUAGGAUGCCUGCUCUGGAGGAGAGCGAGGAGACUGGCACGCGGUGCCAACCUGAGCUCCUUGGAUCCCCAGAGGAGCUGCAGACACCUGAUGGCGCAGUUCGAGUGCUCUUCUUGUCCAAGGGCAGCAGCCGAGCACACAUCCCUACACCUCUGGGGCAUGGUGUGGUGGCAGCCUUCAAGCAUUUGUACAAACGGGAGCUGCUGAGACUUGCUGUGUCUUGUGCCAGUGGCUCCCCUCUGGACUUCAUGAGAAGCUUCAUGCUCAAGGACAUGCUAUACCUGGCUGGCCUCUCUUGGGACCUGGUCCAGGCGGGCAGCAUAGAGCGCUGCUGGCUGCUGGGUCUGCGGGCGGCCUUUGAGCCUGGGCAGCAGCCAGCCCACCAGGUAGAAGAGGCUGCUGAACGCAGCAGGGUGCUCAGUGACCUCACACAUCUGGCAGCUCUGGCUUACAAGCGCCUGGCGCCUGAAGAGGUGGCAGAGUGGCUGCACCUGGAUGACGAUGGAGGCCUCCCUGAGGGCUGCAGAGAGGAGGUGGCCCCUGCAGCUCCUCCAUCCCCAGCCAGCCUGCCCUCUAGCAUGGGGGCUGGAGAGGAGGAGGAGGAGGAGGAAGAGGCCACUGAGCAAGGAGGAAUGUUGGUACCUACUGCUGGGGAAGCCAUUUGGGGACUAGAGACGGCGCUGAGGUGGCUGGAGAGUCAGGAUCCUAGAGAAGUGGGGCCGCUGAGGCUGGUGCAGUUACGUUCCCUCAUUACCAUGGCACGGAGGCUUGGAGGCAUUGGCCCCUCGGCAGCAGCUUCUGGUGAUGGUGUGUGACUGCCUUUCUCCUGCUGCACUGGGAGAGAGGGGUUAUAUACAGUCCUCCAUCUUCCACCUUUUCUCCCUGGUAUAGUCCGCUGUAGAGGUCCAGGGGUGCAAGCCCAGCCCAGCUUGGAGGAGUUCUGUUAGUAAAGAAUACCCUGGCCCCCGAUCUACAGGUCCUGGGAAAACAAUAGCUAAAAGAAGCAAAUGCUCUUCCCUGGGUAGGCACAUGUGGGCACUCAAGCACAGCACCUAGGGGAGAACAGUUGACUGUACCUCCAUUCUGGCCCCUAUGGGGCUCACCCUCUCCCCUCCCCCAUGGGCACUGGAUGAGGCUGCUGCGAGCCAGUUUCGUCUGCCUCCCUGGUGCUACCUGGUCUCACCUCAGUGGGGAAGCACUCGGUUUUGUUUUAAAAACAAAUACACAUUAAACCUGUUUUUAAAAGAUGCUCUCCACAGGGAACCCUGAGUGCUGGCAGAGUGAGGUGGUCUCUGGGCUCUCUCGCCCUUGCUCUUAGAGCUCUGUAGUUAUCAGAGUUAUGCUGGGCCAGAGCCCAGGCGAGGCUCCAGUCCCUGGUCUGGGAUGGUGUACUCACAAGCAAGUGGGAAAGGGGAAACGGAAGCCCCCAGUGCUUGGUGACAUUUGGGAUGCAGCAGAGCGUAUAGUAAAUUCUAUUCUACUUGGAUUUUUAGUUCUCCCUUUAAAAACUCCCUUCUGGAAAGAUCCUCUAUUCAUGAUGUUGGCAAGUGUUUGGAUUUGGACCCAGGCGGCUUGAACCAAUGGCAGGACAAACCACAAACCACUUUGUUUAGCUCCAGGGCUAUCUGAUCUUCCUGGAAACAGGUCAUAGGCUCUGUAACUAUCUGGGAACUCAGCAGUGCCUUAGAGUCAGCCCUUACCCCAUGGACUCUUCCUGCACCGGCCCUCCCCCUAGACUCAUCCACCUGGUAUUGUAUGCCUGAGAAGCUAUUGCAGGAAGGCCCAGUUUGAAGGAUAAAAGGCUCAAAGGAAUGUCCAGUGUUUGUAUCACCCUGCUGCUGUAUCCAAGUGGAUUCUGAUAACUGCUACUGAUCUAGAGCAGAGGCACCCGUGUCUUAAGGAGGGGUGCUGUGUCUAGGCAGAAAUACUGUCCUGAGUCCUUGUCCUGGUAUUCUCCCCUCGUCUUCACUUCUCAUAGUCUGAGCCUUGAAAACAUGAAAGGGGGAGGGGGAAGGGAAGUAACAGCUUGGCAAUGGGUGGAGCCUUGGAUGAAGUAUCCAAAAGUGACUUCCAUGUAGGUCCAAGAAUACAGCUCCUUAGAACCACACUACAUCCCAGUCAAAAAACAUGCAUAAAUAGUAAAAAGCUGAGGGAAAGCAUGGUCCAAGAGAACUGAGGCUCAGGUAGCAGAGUCCAUCCGUACACACUGGGACCCAUCCGGCCACCUAUAUACUUGGCCUCCCCAAGCCUGAAGACCUAGGGGACCUUGGGCAAUCAUGACUGGCAGGCGGUCUCUAGCACUAGCAGCUACAGUGGGAUUUUUCAGAAGUCUGUUCAUACCGUCAGCCAGGCACCAUCCAGCUUUGAUAGACCUGCCUCUCAGGUCUCUAGAGAGGCUGAAUGCAUCUGGGCUUUGGAUGCACCUUCAGCCUGGGGCGCCUCUGAUAUCUGCUCUUCAGCCUAGGCUACCCCUACUGUUCUUUGGAGAGGUAUCUAUCGGUUUCUGUCUUCAUCCUUUCUGUUGUGUUGCUUCCUUUGGCCUGGGUCCAGACAAUCUGGAGUUGGCAGAGAACAGGGUUUAGGAGUAAGACCUCCUGCCAGCCUCUCUUACUGUCCAAGCCCCUUUCGUCUGGGCACACAAGACCCAGGAGGUUGCUGUGGCCCCACAUUGCUGCUGCCCUGUAAACAAGCAAGUGUGGGCCAACUGAGUCACAGUGCGGCUGUCAGGUUUGUGUCCGUGUGCUAUCAUUAGCUGGACUAGGGAGAUGCCUAUGAGUAGGCACAAAGGUGUCAUUUCCGGCUAAGGAUCUUGUGCAGUGGCUGGGUGCUUGCCGGGGAUGCCUGAGGCCCAGGGUUCAAACGUCAGCACUACAAGAAAAAAGGAAAAGAAAAAAAGCAAUUUUUGCAGAGUGAAUAGGCUGGUGAGUUCUUUACCUGCUCUAAGCAGAGGUUUUGGUGGCGGAGUCCCGGUUGUGGAGGAGGCUGCUUUGCCCAGGGGCCUGACAUUUACCCCAGCAGCAGGACCUAUAACUCCGGGGCUUAGCGUGCUGCAUGCAUCCGCUGCUGCACAGAGGCCCCAGCCCCAGGCACAGCUUGGCCUGAGAUGUGCAGUCACCUCACCUUUCUGUACUCAGUGUCUGAUGGGGCUCCCUAGGGGUUCAUGGGCCCCUUAGGAAAGCCUUAUACUCUCACUGCGUACCCAUCUGAGUUGCACUGCUGAGCCCUGUGGGCACCGAGUUGCACGAACUACUAAAGAGGAUGAAGCUGCGGAUCCUUUCCUCAGCAGCCAUUGCCACCUGUUAGGUACCAGGCAUCAUGCGGGAAUCCCACUUGCCCCAGACAGAGGUCUGCCUCUUUCCCACAAAGUGUGGCAAUCCUUUGGCUUAGGAAGUAUAGGCAGCCUUUUCUGCUAGGUGGUCCUGCCUUGGAUUCAUAAACAGAUUGUCUGGAGAGAGCACCCAGCACCGAAAGAUAGGUGAGCGUGGGUUCUGCUGGAGCCACUACCACUGCUUUGUUGGGGGAGUGAGAGCUUGCAGUGGUCAUAGGCAGUCUUGUCCCCAAGGUCCAUGUACUUGAGAAGUGACAGCAACUAAACAAAAUCAUACGAGAGGAGGGGAGCUCUCUCAAGCUAGGAGGGGACUGAGCCCUUUAUAAAACUUAGUAGGACUGCCUGUGGGAAGCUCAGCUGGGACCUGGCACAGUUUAGCCUCUUCUGCAUGUUCCCACAAGAGCAUCUUGACCCCAUCUGCCGUCCUCAAAAGGAUCCUGGGCUUACAGCUUUCAUGUGCUAUUGUAAGGCCCUUUCUCUGGCACUCAACCUUGCUCGCAGCUGAGGUUAUCGGCCAAACGAUCUAAUGGCACUUGUGUAAUAAAGGCGAAGCAGGUCGACUUCA
This is a messenger RNA of Meriones unguiculatus (Mongolian gerbil), 5217 nucleotides long. It is a transcript of the gene Tigd5, whose product is annotated as tigger transposable element derived 5. Bases 1 to 2139 code for a protein of 712 amino acids. Gene Ontology annotation, cellular component: nucleus. NCBI's taxonomy places the organism in Eukaryota, Metazoa, Chordata, Mammalia, Rodentia, Muridae. The record is from RefSeq and is a predicted model, not a curated record. Gene Ontology annotation, molecular function: DNA binding. The transcript has a single exon.